UCAAAAGUUGGCAGUACGCAAUGAUAUACUAUACUGAGCUUGAAUGAGCCCUCCGUGCAGCCAUAGAUAGAAUUUUCGCAUAAAACAUGCCAAACUUGUGCCCUUUCUCGUUGCAAUUGAGGAGUGGAGAGGUCACAGAGGUUCCGCCCGUACAUGUGUAACGGUUCCAGAUCGGUCCGCCUCCGUAUAAUGGCCUCUUGCUUACUUAUCGUACAUGAGUGAUGGGUGAUCCUCAGGCUACUGCAAGAAGAUGGACGAUGCUUGCAUUGAAAUAUGACUAAACCAUCAGUACGUCAUGCACCAACAAUGUAGAUUGGCUAUUGGAGACGAAACAUUAGCUUUAUACAAUGAGUACUAACUUAGCGUCGGAGACUUCGUCCGUCCAAACUUUAGCCACUAUAACAUUCACUUGGAAAAAAAAAAGAGACCGUCGACGCUCACUUGUCUUCUGUGGCCAAUUUGCUCAAGUGUACAUUGCAAUGAUUAAAUACCUUCGUACUUGAACCUGUAUCAUUGCAUAUUCAACAUGAGCGUGAUCGGCCUGUGAAUUUCAGAGAUGCUAGUACUUCAGAGUGAAGUGCUGGUUUCGGAAUCCAGAGUCUAAUGAAUGUUAUGAGGUUUGACAUACUGGAACAACAACAAGUUGAGCCAACAAGUUUUCGACUAGAUCAUUCUUCUACUGAAGGAACCAGCAGGUGAAAGGUUGGUAUCAAAGAAUGUUGUCCAGUGCCAAGGGUUCCCUCUCGAUGAUGACACUGCAAGUGUCGGCGGUUAUUUGCAUCGUCCUGUCACUGACUGGUGCAGGAGCCGUCAUAGCUGCACCAGAAGAGGACCUCGUCACUAAAUUACCAGGUCUUCCUUCCUUAGGCUUCAAAAUCUACUCAGGUUACGUCACCGUGGAUGAGCAACAUGGCCGAGCUCUCUUUUACUUCUUCGUGGAGGCGCAGAAAGAUCCAGAGAAUAAACCCCUCACGUUGUGGCUAAAUGGUGGGCCGGGAUGCUCUAGUUUUGGAAUCGGGAACUUCAACGAACACGGACCCUUCGCCAUUCGAGAAAAUACUAUUGUGAUAAAUCCUUAUUCUUGGAACAAAGAGUCGAACGUACUGUACCUGGAAUCUCCAGCAGGAGUUGGAUUUUCUUACUCCAACACUACCAUCGACUACGUGACUGAUGACGAAAGGACAGCUCAAGAUGCUUUCGUAUUCCUUCACGGCUGGUUGGAAAAGUUUCCCGAAUACCAGAAUCGACCUUUCUACAUGACUGGAGAGAGCUACGCAGGGUUGUAUAUUCCUCAGUUGGCAGCUCUUUUUUUCAAUAGUGAUCUCAGACUACAGCUCCGAGGGAUUAUGAUUGGGAAUCCCGUAAUUAAUGUAGAGGAGGAUUUGAGUUAUCCAGUUAUGCUUUUCUUCUUGUACACACACGGAGUGAUAUCAGAGGAGUCUUACCGGAGAUUGGAGGUUGAGUGUGGGAUUUCCAAUCGCAGUACCCAAGACAACAAAGCCUGCCGCGAGACUAUGGAUAAUGUUUUCUACAGUGAGACGGGCAUGAUUGACUGGUACGACGUUCUUAGUGACACUUGCGCAUCAGACAGAAAUUUUAUGCUGCUGACCAGCAACCUGCAGCUUCCGAAGAUCCGAACGAGUCCUACCGGUCUCAGUAGAGUACACGUUACACCUGCAGACCCUUGUCACGAGAACGAUAUGGUUCCAUACUUGGCCAGAGAGGACGUUCAGGCUGCUCUUCAUGCACAUCUUGCAAAUGCUUCAAUACCUUGGAGUGUGUGCUCGGAUAUUGUAGAAUACAUUUCAACAACAGUGACCGUGGAGCCCGAGCUGAAACUCUUGAUAACAAGUGAUAUCAGAGUGUGGGUUUACAGUGGAGAUCAAGACUCUAUCAUCCCAUUUACUGCGACUAGAAGAACAGUCGAGAAGUUUUCUCAAGCAACGGGUUUGAGAAUCAGCUCUCAUUACCAACCCUGGUUUGCGGACAACCAGAUCGGAGGCUGGACAGUGAGUUACGGGUCAAACCUUCUAUUUGCAACCGUGAGAGGCGCCAGCCACAUGGUUCCCAGAAGCCAGCCUGUACGUGGUCUUCAAAUCUUCACUUCUUUUCUGCGCGACAACAACCUUCCACUGAGACAAGAGUAGAUUCACCAACCUAUGGGUACCAUUCUUGAAUACAAUCUAGUCCGCAACGACAAUGAGCAACCGAUUUUGAAACACUCGACAGUACGUACGUUACGGCUUCUAUGUUUUCGUUGCUUUUAGUGUACUUUACUUUGUUAAAAGUCGGGAAAUGUGUACCAUGGACAAUGAGAAGGAUUUUCUCGUUUCUUAGUAUACAAAAGCAAUUCUUACUCUUAACAAUUGUUUAGCAAACGUACUCGUGUAUGUUAUUCCAGUGUUAUAGUAUCUAGACGGAAAAGUAAUAAAUAGUAAGGAAACAAAUGUUGAAUAGAUCAAUUUAAAUCAAUUUGGACUUUCUUCGUCUUCGAACUGC
Messenger RNA from Marchantia polymorpha subsp. ruderalis, 2499 nucleotides. The record is from the annotation of a GenBank genome assembly. NCBI's taxonomy places the organism in Eukaryota, Viridiplantae, Streptophyta, Marchantiopsida, Marchantiales, Marchantiaceae.